UCCUGCUGAUCUUUACGACAGUUUCACAAACACACUGCCGUCACGCUUUACGGUAAAGUGUGUAGCUCGCUCUCCAGACCCAGCAGCUGUCAGAAGGCAAUGCGCAUUGGACUGCCAAGUGCAGAGACACUGCAAGGUGGAUCCUUAAAAGCUUUGGUUGUGACGGUGCUCCUGAGUGUGUUUAUGUUCCAGCUGCUGAGGACUGUUGGACUGAGGGCGUUUUCCAUGGCAUCUGAGACGUACACGUCGGGCACACACUCCGCCGCCUUCGUCACUUGCCCUAACGACACGGUGGCUAGAGAUUUGGCCAGGGGCAUCGUGGAAAAGAAGCUAGCAGCGUGCGUCAACAUUGUCCCAGCGAUUAAAUCUGUAUAUGAAUGGCAGGGGAAGAUUGAGGAGGACAACGAGGUGCUGCUGAUGAUCAAAACAAGAAGUUCCAAGGUGCCUGCUCUCGCUGAAUAUGUCCGCUCUAAUCAUCCUUAUGAAGUGGCCGAGGUCAUCAGCCUGCCUAUAGACCAGGGCAACCCGCCCUACCUGAAGUGGAUAGGAGACAUCGUCCCUGAGUAAGGAUGGACUGAUGGAUGAGUGGAAGAACUGGUUAACAGAACAAAUGUAAAAAAAAAUCAUUUGAAACCGUACAAUACUAUAGAUACUGUCCAAAUCGAGAGAUGAGUCAUUUUUUCUCCAAGUCCUUAAUAUGUUUCCCUUCCAGUAUGUUAACCACUAGAGGGCAGCCCUGUUCUUUUAUUUUCAAAGUUAACCAGAUGCCAGAAUAAACUGAGCAGCAACAGCUUGGACUUGUUUGAAGCCGACACUAAAAUGUUUCAUCAGUUAGAUUCCGGAUUUUGUUUGUAAAAGAAUAAUUUUCAAAUAAAGUGAAGCAUUAUUUUUUA
Molecule: messenger RNA, 893 nt
Organism: Acanthopagrus latus (yellowfin seabream)
Lineage: Eukaryota; Metazoa; Chordata; Actinopteri; Spariformes; Sparidae
Product: protein CutA homolog
Exons: 7
Coding region: 100-567 (155 amino acids)
Biological process (GO): response to metal ion
Molecular function (GO): copper ion binding
Source: RefSeq, a predicted model, not a curated record